This is a messenger RNA of Phacochoerus africanus (Common warthog), 3325 nucleotides long. RefSeq names its product tektin 1 (gene TEKT1). The record is from RefSeq and is a predicted model, not a curated record. Lineage: Eukaryota; Metazoa; Chordata; Mammalia; Artiodactyla; Suidae. Gene Ontology annotation, biological process: cilium movement involved in cell motility; cilium assembly. Gene Ontology annotation, cellular component: nucleus; microtubule cytoskeleton. The coding region runs from base 1145 to 2401 and encodes 418 amino acids. The transcript is spliced from 8 exons.
UGCAGGACCGCCUUCCCCCAGGUCCGCCUUCCCCGAGUGGGGAACCCGGACUCCAAGCCCUGAAUAGCCAAGUGUAGCCAAGACCCGCGAAUCUCCCGCUGGGUUGUGGGUGGUGGCAAGGAUACCUUGCUCCUUAAGUCGCCGCUGCUCUGAGGUGCGAGGAAUAUGAAUAUGCAACACGAGCUCCUCCGCUGGCCAAUGAACAGGCGGUGUGUUUAAUAUUCAUAACACUAACAUAGAUCUCGCGAUAUGUUAGGGAGGCGGGCUCCACGAGGCAAAGCCUCCUCUAAUUGGUUGCCCUUUAGGAGAGGUUGACUUCGAUUGACUGGUGUAAAGGAUGUCAAGGCAAGUUUGCCAUUUGGGCGCGAGAUUUGAACAUCCGUUUUCUGUUUCAGGCUCUACAGGGGAGGACACAGGUCUGCAAUCUGCAUUACGUCCCCCACAGUAUAAUCCCUUUAUUUUCUACAUAUUAGUGCUUUACCAGUAUUACAGCCAUAAAGAACAUGUUCCAUCACCGUACUCUUAGUUUGGGAAAUAAAAUCUACUCAUUUUAUAGAUGGAGAAACUACUAGCUCUGGGUCCAGUCCCCGCCCGCAGCUGGAGACGGCCGUCGGUCCGCUGAGGGGCAGGCCCGGGGUGCAAGAACGAGCACCUCCUUCUACCUCCUCUUAACCCCCUCGCGGCCGCGGGAACCCCAGGAAUCCCUCCCCCCGGGUUUGCGGCUUAGUGGUCCCGGGCCAGCCCAACCCCGCUGUACACCUGGGGAGUCCGAGGUGACCCAGUCCUCAGCAGGGAAAAGGCUAGUCGCAGUUCCUGACUCCCAGCUUGGGGGUUUGGUCGCUGUCUCCUGUUUGGUGUCCCGAGUCUUCCGGCCCUAGCGCUCCCAGGCAACAACCCUCUAUCUCCAGCGGGGGAGGGUGGGGGUGAGGAAACUCAGAACUCGCGCCUGCGCAGAGCCUUCCGGUAAGACAGCCUCGCUGCAGACCCCGCCCCCUUUGCCCUGUUGACGUGUCGCCUGUUGCCAUGGAGACUGAGCUGUUUACCUCCCAGUUCUGCAAGAGCCCGGAGCUCCAGUUGGGGUAAGGAGAUCCCAUCCUGAAACUGUCGUAGUACUUUGUGGUGCUGAGGACAUUGGAAACCUCAAAUGGCCAAAUUACUGCAACCUCCGCCCAAGUUCUUGCCCUCAGAGUGGCACAUUGCCAACAAGAACCAGUACCACCGAGCAGAGGCCCAAAGGUCGCGCUCCGAACGCCUGGUGGCAGAAAGUCAGAGGCUUGUGGAUGAAAUCGAAAAGACCACAAGAAAAUCUCAAAGCGAUGUGAACAAGAAACUAGAACAGAGGCUUGAGGAAGUCAGGUUCUGGAAGAAGGAGUUAGAUGACAAACUCGAGCAGCUGGUGUCCGCAACCGAAGACCUGCUCAUCUAUCAGACCAGACUGGAGAAAGCGCUUGAGAGCCUUAAAGAGCCGCUGCACAUCACUGAGAAGUGUCUGGAAUACAGGGAGAAGCGAAUUGGCAUCGACCUGGUGCGUGAUGAAGUGGAGCAGGAGCUGAUCAAGGAGGCCGAGGUCAUCCAGGGGGUGACGGCGCUGCUGACACGCACCCUGGAGGAGACGUCCGAGCAGAUCAGGCUGAACCGCUCUGCCAAGUACAGUCUUGAGAAGGACCUAAGGGACAAGUUCACGGCCCUGACCAUUGACGAUAUCUGCUUCUCACUCAACAACAACUCGCCCAACAUCCACUAUUCUGAGAACGCUGUGAGGAUUGAACCGAACUCUGUGAGCCUGGAGGACUGGUUGGACUUCUCCAGCACCAACGUGGAGAAGGCUGACAGGCAGAGGAACAACUCGAUGACACUGAAGGCCCUGGUGGACCGCAUCUUGUCCCAGACAGCCAGCGACCUGCGAAGGCAGUGUGACGUGGUGGACACCGCGUUCAGGAACGGGCUGAAGGAGACCAAGGAUGCCAGGGACAAGCUGGCUGCUCAUCUGGCCGAGGUCAUGGAAGAGAUUGCCUCCCAGGAAAAGAACAUGACUGUUCUUGAAAAAGCCAUCCUUGAUCAAGAGGGGCCUGCCAAGGUGGCUCACACUCGCCUGGAGACCAGGACCCAUCGGCCCAACGUGGAGCUGUGUCGCGAUGUGGCACAGUAUAGGCUCAUCAAGGAGGUUGAUGAGAUCGCUUACAACGUUGCAAGGUUAAAGGAAACGCUGGCGCAGGCUCAAGCAGAGCUGAAAGGCCUGAAUCGCAGGCAGCUCGCCCUGCAGGAGGACAUCCAGGUCAAGGAGAACAGCAUCUACAUCGACGAAGUGCUGUGCGUCCACAUGCGGCGGUCCAUCCCUCCGCGCGCCGGGGACGACCGCGGGCAGUGGGCCGGGGGGCUCCGGCCCGACGCUGUCUGCUGAAAGCAGGAUGCCCACCAAGCCAUUCCCAUUAAACCGCGUCCUGAACCAGGAGCGCAGAACUCUCCUUUCAGGUUCCCGCCAGAAACUCUGGGCGGGGGUUCCCAAGCCCGAGCUGUGGGUGCAAGGCUCUAUCCUGCUGCUGCUGCUGCUGCUGCUGCUGCUGCAGUGGCCGUUGAACAGGUAACCCCAUGAAUUAGCACAGGCCAGUCUUGUAUCACGGGACUUCAGGCCUGGGGGAGGGGCCCAAGACUUUUUCCUUCGAUUCAUUUCCAUUCGGGAGUUGGGCGGGACCAACGCCCACCUUACCCACAAGAGGGCGUGCGAACGCCUCUCCUGGUCCCAAGAUUCCCUUCCCUGGAAAACAGCGCAGCGGUGGCUGCUUUAGACCCCGGCCGGUCCGCGGGAAGCAGGUUCAGGUCAUAGGGAACUUAGAAGAGAGAGAAGCCGCCCUGGGUCGGGAGUCCCCUGAAGUCUUCCCAGCACCUGCAGGCGUCUCUCUGGGCCCCGUUCUCGCGGCUGAAACAAGUAGGCUGCGACCCGGGGCCCUUUACCAGAAUGCCUGCUCCUCGGCAAAGGUUUCCUUAAGCAACUGAAAACAGUGAAGCUAUAAGGGGCUAAAAAUAACAGCACGUAGGCAGAGUCGCGGCAAUUAUGAAUGAUACAAUACAGAAAGGCCACAAACCAAGUGCCACGUCUGAGGUGCCAGGAGCAAAAACAGGGUACUGUGCGUGAUCCCCAAACAGCACACCACCAAGGGGGUGGGCAGGCCGCCUAGGCCGCCCCUCUGGCCCAACCUAUGAACCUGCCCCGGUUCUCAUCCUCAUUUAAGGAACCAGCUGGUGCCCCUGUGGGGAGUGAGCAAAGGCACCUGUUACUUGUUUUCACUCCUGCUGCUGGUCAGGUCCCAAUAAAGCCUUGCCUGGA